Symbiodinium sp. CCMP2456 is the source of this 465-nucleotide messenger RNA. The record is from the annotation of a GenBank genome assembly. Lineage: Eukaryota; Dinophyceae; Suessiales; Symbiodiniaceae.
GAGCUGGCUGCCCUUGCCAAGGAGCAGCUCCGCACUCAAACUGCCGAAGUGCAGGGCUUGCUGCAGAGGUGGGAGCAGCGCUUCGAGACGCUGCGAGGCCACAUCGAGGCUGAAGCCUCGUUUCGCCUUAGUGGCGAGACCCGGAGGCGCAUGGAUUCUGAGAAGCUCCUCACAUCGCUGCUCGGCGAUCUCAGCGAAAUCCAGCGGGAGUUUCACCUCAACACGGAGACUGCCGAGGCUGCUCAACCUUUCGGCACUCCACGCCGGUCCGCUGUGCCCGCCAAGGCCGGCUUCCUCCGUCGUUCCGCAGGUGGCGGAGGAGCAGAGCCCAACAAGGAUCCCGAACCGGUACGAGGGCUUCCCGGGGCCAUCCUCGCGCCGCCGACUCUGCACCCGCGAACGGCUGCUAUCAGUCGCACUGGGCCGGCCAGAGCGCCAGAAGCGCAACGAAGCAUCCUCGAUGAG